AUGUCUUUAGAGUCUGCAAAAAGAAGAGUGAAACGAAACAAAAGCUCUCUUAACAAGCUGCUCCUAGGCACGUGCAUUUCCAAUGUUGUUGCAGUUGUUGUAUACAUACUUCUGCGGAAGUCACUUCUGGCAACGCCCAUAAUCAUCACGGCAGCAGUCGAAGGGUCCUUCCUAGGGCUCUUGUACUAUCUGGUGAACCCGACAUUCAUAAAAACCAGUAAGGGCCUGGAAAUAAAAGACUGCGGAGUAGAUAUGGAGGCUCGGGGGGUCAUCCGCAUAUUCAAAGAUAUAAUAUAUCUCUCCUGCACAACUAAGCUAGCCAGCAUUGUUUUCAAGGAGAAGGCGUUUAUUGUUAUGCUGAUGAUCCCUAUCAGCGCAUAUUACGAGAUAUUCAUGCGCAGGGAAGUCCGGCCUAAAAUGAGGAACUAG
Nematocida major is the source of this 429-nucleotide messenger RNA. RefSeq lists its product as uncharacterized. NCBI's taxonomy places the organism in Eukaryota, Fungi, Microsporidia. The transcript has a single exon. The coding region runs from base 1 to 429 and encodes 142 amino acids. Gene Ontology annotation, biological process: vacuolar protein processing. Gene Ontology annotation, cellular component: intracellular membrane-bounded organelle. The record is from RefSeq and is a predicted model, not a curated record.